AUGACCAGCCACGUGACUGUGCGAUGGUACGUGGAUGACCAAGAGGUGCCCGACACAUCACAAUCUGGGCGCUUGAAUGUCGUGGGCGACAACUUCCCGGUAUUGAAACCAAUGGGAAGAUUGAAACACCCCAGGGCUGACGGCAGCUUCGUGUUGAGCAAGCUGACCAGUGAGCCCCAUUUGGAGGACUGUACAGUGACCAUCUCCCAUGGCAACUUCCAUGGUCGCAUUACUUUCGAGACCAGAGAGGAAGCGAUGGCGUUCUUGCAGACUGCCCUGAAGAAGGUUGCGAAGCAAACUCCGCCAGCUGUUCCUGCCGCUGUGGUGCCCGUGCCGAAGAAGACUGGGACCCAGAAGAGGCGACAUAUUGAUGAAGCUUUCACGGAGAUGUCCCUGCAUGGGCGCUCGGAGCUGCUGGGUGUCCAACACAAGGUGGAGGAAGUGUCUUCAAAGCGGAGAGCCAUUGACUCAAGGACGACCAGCUCACCGGAACAGACCUCGAAGCGGAUUGCUCGCAUUCCGAUCCGUGCGCCAGCUCCGUCUUCAAGCAUCUUGCAACGCAGACCAUCGAAGACACCUCAGGACUCCUCUCUCUAUGGCGGCUAUCGCCCCGCCAUUUCGUUCGGCCUACAAAACCUGGGCAACACGUGCUACCUGAAUGCCAUUACUCAGGCGCUGGGCUCUUUGCGGGAGUUCGUGGAGGACCUGCGUGCGAUGCCAAAGCACUUGCCAGAUGUCAGCAACGGCGCCCUCUUUCGAUGCACGGCCGGGAAUGCCUGUGGUCGCAUUGGUUUUGGAAGUGCUUGGUCGGAUUUGCAGCGCCAAGCUCCAGCGUCGAUCUACACGGGGCGUGUGGCGUGUGCCAAAACAACAAGAAUCAAGUCCACAUACUCAGAGAAGCUAGUGGAGCCAGCCAUCGACCAGCCCCUGGCCAGACAAGAGGUCGCCCACUCUGCGGCCUCAGCUGCUUUGGAAGCGCUUCAAGCCGGUGCCAAUGCAACCACCGUUCUGAUGCCCAGUGGGGCUGGCGACCUGGACGUUGGCCUUGAAAUCGUGCGGGGCUUCAUCGACACCCUUGACUCUGGGUCGCCGUUGCGCAUCAUGGUGACGGUGCCAAGCUCGCUUGCCUGGCUGGCACGUGGCAUGUAUGAAAGUAGCUUUGGAGAGUCCCUCACUUUGAUAGAUCUGGAUGAUAGGGGCGUAUCAAGAGAUCGGAUUGCCAGAACUCUGCAGAAGAAGUCCUCCAUGAUCUUCCUUUGUCCUUAUGAUAUGAUCUUGAAGUUUGGCCUUGCUUUCAUUGAAUCCAAGAUCAAGAUGCCGUUGGAUUUGGUGGUCUUUGCAACUGCACAUAUCCUGCGAGCUGGUGGCUUUCACAGCUUAGGUGCACGGGACGACGUGAUUCCGGCCGCCCGACGGGUGUUUAUUUCAGCCAGACACCUGGUGGGUAUGGCACCCGGGGCGCUCUUGGCGCCAGGGCAAGAGCCAGGUUAUCCGAAGGAAGCGCCACAAAGCAGGUUUGGGCAAGAAGUCUUCAGGCUCAACCAUGAGGAUGCAGAGAAACGUGAGCUCACGGUCCCUAUUCGCUUGCAGAUCAUCCAGUCGGUCACCGUGCGUGAGGUGGCCGAAGAGCUAGCAGAGUUGCAUGAGAAGCUGGGCAUCAGGUCGAUUCACAUUGUGCCAAAACAGCCUAGGCUGGCGGUUGCGCUAGAUGAAUCUCUGGGGAAGUUGACAGGCGAUUGUCGAGUGACCUCUGGGGAAAGCUCGGAAGCUUCAUUUGAUGCUUUGCUGGUUGCAGGGACCCGUCCUGGGUAUGUAGCCCUAGCGCAGGAAUUUCCGCGCCUCGCCAAUUGGCAGCCUGGGAAAACAGCAGGUCUCCUGAUUGUGGCUGGGGCUGCCAAGCACCAUGCAUCUGCUGCAUGGAUGGCUUUCGCCAUCGAGGAUGCCCGUGCUGAAGAGGCGUUGCAGAGAACCUCCGUAGAAUAUGGUCGCAUCGACCGGCGAUUGAAGUGGAACCAGCUACCUCUGGAAUUGCGCAGGGUGGUCAAUACAGGCAAUGCCCGCGAUGAAGCGGAAGUUGCCAUCGCUCGGGGUGUGGAGAUUCUUGGAGAUCCUUGGGACAUGUGGCUAGGCCGAUUGUUGGCCUACAAAGACCGGCACAGCAGUGCCAAUGCCCGCUUUUUGGCCACGCAAUUUGGCCAUGAACUGGGAUCAUGGCUUCAAGACCAACGUCAAGCGUGGGAACAAGGGAUCUUGCACGAGAGGAAAGUGGCACGAUUGAAAGCCCUUGGAGUGAUGCUAGACAAAGAGGCUGAGACCUUUGCAAAGGGCUUGUCAGAGCUGCGGACCUAUGUGGCCCAACAGCGUUCAAGCACGGUGCCUGCCAGCUGGGUCACCGACUCGGGCUUUAUGCUGGGUGACUGGGUGGUGGCGCAGCGCACCGCCCAACGGCGAGGCAAACUCAGCUUGCAGAAGCAGUUGCUCCUGAAGGAGGCCUUCUUUCUGUGGCAGCCAUCUGAAGCCCCAUCAUGGAUGUUCGAGCAUCCUUCCGAUCCUGAGGCUGCAGAGCUCACUCACUCGAUUGAAGAAGAACUUCGUAGCGUGAGAUGGCAAACCAUCACCGAGCGCCGCGGGAUUUUCCGCGCGAUGGUCUUGAAGCACCAUCCGGACAUCUCCGAUUCCAAGUACGCGAACGAUGCCAUUCGCUUCCUCUCGGAGGCAAAAGACUGGCCGAUGUUUCAAGGCAAUGUCCAGCAAGAUGCCCAUGAGUUCUUCCUGGAGUACAUGAAUCAGUUGCACGACGAGAUGUUGAAGCUUCACCAGGGUUGGGUGGCGAAGAACAGCCAUGCUGCCAUCGAGGAGCCUGCGCUGGCGACCCAAACCCACUUUGACGCGGAGGUGCAGCGACAAUUGAGCUGCGUCCAGUGUGGCCAGGCGCGAACCGUCACAGAGCGAUUUCGAGAUUUCUCCCUGGAUUUCAGUGGUGAGGCCAUUGCCCCGGAGCGGCUGCAGGCCAUGCUGCAGAGAUACUUCCAGCCGGAGACCUUGGAGGCCAAGUGUGAGCACUGCAGCGCCGUUGAAGCAAACUUGGACACCAACCUGACAGAUGCUCCUCGGGUCAUGGUCUUACACUUGAAGCGUUUCGUGCCCAACAUUGAGAAACAGUGCUACGAGAAGCAGCACCAAGCGGUGGAGAUACCUACCAUGCUUGACCUUGGAGCUACUCUGAGUAGCAGUAGCGAAGAUGCAUCUCCUCCUCGCUUGCCUGCACGGCCUCUGGCUGCGCCGUCUGUUGAGGCACCUGGCUCGCCCCAGAAGGUGGCGAGCUCCCUGCGCUACAGCUUGCGGGCCAUCGUGGCACACGAGGGCGCCUCGCCCAGGUCAGGCCACUACGUGUGUUAUGCCCAAGCCUCCAGCGGGGAGUGGCGUCUCUAUGAUGACAGCCGGGUCAAACGCUUUGCCCCUGGCGAGGAGCCGCAGAAAGAUUUGGGCCGAAAGGCUUACAUGCUGAGUAAGAGUGGCUAAUGGUCAUCCUGGUGGUGACUUCCAGUUUUAUGUCCUGAACAGUCCUGAUGGAAAGAGCCCACCCACUUCAGCUGUGGGAGCGUGAGAAGCGGCUGUAGUCGAGUUGAAACUGCAGUUAAAUGAAACUGGACGUUGGAGGCCAAAGCAGGGGCGAAUGUAGAUGCCUCAAUUGCGGCCCAAAACAAAUCAGCAACAAAAACACCCAAAGCAUCACGCACACUCAAUAGGACGAGUUGCGGAAAACAAUGUGAUUUUUUUGGUGCGACUGGGGGUGUCGCGCUGCCUGGGGUGCAGAGAUGCAUUGCAGGGAGCUUGCCGGUCUCAGCCUUUUGGAUUGAGGUGAUUUGAGCAUAUUUGAGUGUUUUUGCUGAAUGUGCCCAGUUGGAUGCAAGCCAUAUUGUAUCCAGGGGGCGGGAGUCAUUGUCGCAGCCUGCUUGCUUGGCAGUUUGGCAGCUCCUGCGCGACGAGUCAAUGAGAUCCACGUGCUGGGCGUGUAGGGGAGAACCCACGCCAGCAACGCCAGCCGAAAAAUGGGC
Molecule: messenger RNA, 4058 nt
Organism: Durusdinium trenchii
Lineage: Eukaryota; Dinophyceae; Suessiales; Symbiodiniaceae
Source: the annotation of a GenBank genome assembly